AUGUUAGAGAAAAAAGACAAGCCUGUUGUUGCUGGCAGGAAUACUGACGAAUGGAAAAAUAUGUUUGGCAAUUUUCAUCUUGGUUGGGCAAGGCGUCUGCUUUAUCCGAUCAAAACAAUUUACAAGAUCUAUCUAUCUAUCUAUCUAUCUAUCUAUCUAUCUAUCUAUCUAUCUAUCUAUUUGCAUAUACAAUUUUUCAAACGUCAUUCAUCUUUUUAUACUCUUCCUCCCACCUUCGUGUUAUUCUACUCUUCUUCUUCUUCUUCUUCUUCUUCUUCUUCUUCUUCUUCUUCUUCUUCUUCUUCUUCUUCUUCCAUCCCCCUCUUCCUCCUCAAUUGUUUCUUCGUUUUCUAUUCUCUCCAAUUUCUUUUUUUUUUUCGUUUUCUAUUCUCACCAAUUCUUUUUCACGGCUGUUUUCGUUUUCUUUUCUCCCCAAAUUCUUUAAAUUUUUUUCGUCGUUUUCUACUUUUCCUAAUUCUUCUACUUCACAGCAUUUUUUUUUUCUUAUCUUCCAAAUUUCUUCUUCUUUGCUUUCUUUUCUUCUCAGUUCUUCUCUUUUAUUUACCGUCUCUAUUUUUCACCAUCCUUUUCCAAAUCCAUUUCGGAUCGCUUAAUGCCUGUCUUUUUUUCUCUCUAGUUUUUCUUAUUGCGUUAUUACGGUCUCCUAUUUUUCUUUUCUUUUCUUUUUCUUUCUCCUAUUUUCCCUUUCUAUUUCUUCUUUUUACUCUUCUAAUUAUUAUUUUAUUACUUAUUUUACUCUUCCUUGUUUUAUUUUCUCAUUUUUUUCAUUUUCGUUUCCUUUUUUUCCUUCCCACAUCUUUUUCUGGAAUUUUCAAAACCAUUUCUAUUUUUUCUUUAUUAAUCUCGAAUUUCUUUCUUUUUUUCUUUCUUUCUGACUCCUUUCAUUUAAAUAAUUUCUUUCUUUCUUUCUUUCUUUCUUUCUUUCUUUCUUUCUUUCAAUUCGCAUCGUUUUCUUCCACCAAUGUCUUUCUUUCUUUCUUUCUUUCUUUCUUUCUUUCUUUCUUUCUUUCUUUCUUUCAAUUCGGAUCGUUUCCUUCCACCAAUGUCUUUCUUUCUUUCUUUCUUUCUUUCAAUUCGGAUCGUUUCCUUCCACCAAUGCCUUUCUUUCUUUCUUUCUUUCUUUCUUUCUUUCUUUCUUUCUUUCUUUCUUUCUUUCUUUCUUUCUCAUUUCAUUUCAAUAAUUUCUUUCUUUCUUUCUUUCUUUCUUUCUUUCUUUCUUUCUUUCUUUCUCAUUUCAUUUCAAUAAUUUCUUUCUUUCUUUCUUUCUUUCUCAUUUCAUUUCAAUAA
Acanthosepion pharaonis is the source of this 1308-nucleotide messenger RNA. The record is from the annotation of a GenBank genome assembly. Lineage: Eukaryota; Metazoa; Mollusca; Cephalopoda; Sepiida; Sepiidae.